Symbiodinium sp. CCMP2456 is the source of this 908-nucleotide messenger RNA. NCBI's taxonomy places the organism in Eukaryota, Dinophyceae, Suessiales, Symbiodiniaceae. The record is from the annotation of a GenBank genome assembly.
AUGGAGCCGGCCAGCGGGAGUGUGAAGGAGGGGAAGAAGGCGGAGGAGGUGAAGAAAGCCCUGGAGGGGCUGGAUGUCGAAAGCACGAAAGUGCCAGACUCGGAGUUUUUGGAGGACCCGCCUUCCGAGAAUGAGACGACAACCUCCACCAAGAGGUCCCAGAGCAAACCGGAGCGUGGAAGAGGCCCUCUGAGGGAAGCCAAGCAGGCCAAGAAAGCUCUGAUCCACAAAGGGGUCCUGACGAAGGAGGAGGCAGACCGUAUGGGGGCGGAAGAGAUCAAGGAGAUGGUGAAGGAGUACCGGAAGGGGAGCUUCAACCUCUCGGAGGUCCUGCUGCAGCAGCUGGGGGAGAACCAGAAAGAGAACCUCUUCAAGAGGCUCUUCGAAGAGCACCAAGAGACCCCGGACAUGAAGUUCCCGGAGAUCACGCCCGAGCAGGUGUCGGUUGCCAACGGGAUCCUGCUUUCCAACUACCUCUACAAACCGUGCCCCUUCUGCAAGAAGCAGUUGGACGAGUGGCACGUGCACACCCCCCAGCACUGUGUCUACAUGACCGAGCACCUCAAGUCCAACUAUUUGCUGUCGGGCGAUCCACGCACGAUGAAGUACAUGGACGUCAAAAAAUCUUUUCUUCGAGUGAGGCGAUUCGGCGGCGGCCUCAAGAAGCUCAGCCUCAAUGGGGCUAUGGAGUACUGGGGCGACGUGGAGACCCUCCCGUCGCUGGUGAAGUCGAUGCACCAGGAGAAGCCCAUGAAGGUGAAGUACGGCACGUCCACAAGCGCCCAAACUCACGAGCUGAAGAAGGAGCAGUACCAUUUGGCCUGGGUGAGUUAUGACGACAAAUCCAGGAAGUAUACGAAUGCGACGUACUCCAAGGAGCACCUCAAGCUCCACACCGAGCUCCAGAG